AUGCCGAACAGAGGCGGCAGAAAUUCAUCGGGCCCGUGGGGCCGCCUCAAGCCCGUGGAGCAAGACCCCCUGGAAAGCAUCGGGCUCCCAUCCAAGGGCGACACAAGGUUACUGGACCUCAAGACUCAAGAGAACUACUACACCAGGAUAGUGGAGCGCUACAUGACGUUUUGCUCCGAUGCAGGUCAGCGGGACGAGCUGCUUCGGAGGUUCUCGUCACUGGAGAUAUCAUCAUCAAAACCAGCCUCUACUCCCAACAACUCUCGACCUGUUCUACCCACAGUUGAUCAUGAAAAGCUUCAGAACCCUGCCAACACCAAGGCUCUGUCCGAUGUCAUGGCGGCUCUACGAAAACUGAGAGAGGGCAUCGUUGCCACGAAGCGGGCUGACGAUUUCGCCGCACAGGCCUAUCUUUUCUGCAUUCGACUCUCCAUAUUAGUCAAGCAUCCCGAAUCCUAUCACCCGGCUAUCCUUCACCUGCUCCGCUCGGUUCACCCACAACAGCCCCUCACAUCUGUCGAACUGCAAGAGGUAGUGGGCUACCUGGUGCUGGAUACAGCUUGUCGGCGCGGGGAGCUGGCAGAAGCCUUUGCACUGCGACGGAGAUAUGACUUGAAGGACUCCAAAGUAAACGCGGCACUAACAGCAUUGACCCAUGAUAACUACGUCGUGUUCCAGAAGGUGAAAAGAAGCGUAGACGGGCAUCGAGCAAAGAUUAUGGAAUGGGCAGAAGGCGAUGUGAGAAUGCACACACUCAAGUGCUUUGGGAGAACGUACAUGUCGGUUGAGUUGGACUUUUUGGAAAAGACGACGGGCUCAAAGUGGCCAGACCUGAAGCAGGCUGACGGGGUUGGCUGGGACCUGGAGGGCAGCAAGGUGGUGAUUCGCAAGGUCAGGGCACGGUGA
Molecule: messenger RNA, 906 nt
Organism: Trichoderma aggressivum f. europaeum
Lineage: Eukaryota; Fungi; Ascomycota; Sordariomycetes; Hypocreales; Hypocreaceae
Exons: 2
Coding region: 1-906 (301 amino acids)
Source: RefSeq, a predicted model, not a curated record